UCAAACAGGCUCUCUCUUUCCUUAUCCAUUUAUUUAUCAACACAAUUCAAUUCUCAGCACAUCUCUCCCUACUCUCUUCCCUUCUCCUUUCUACACUCUGCAUAAUAUCUUCUCUAUUGCUUUGACUCUAUCGAUUCAUCGGCACAGACUUGUAUACAAAUAUGAUAUGAUAUAUAUGCAUAAAUAUAUACAUAUAUAUGAGAAAAUAAUAGAAAAAUGUCGUGCUUGCUGCCGCAGUUCAAGUGCCUUCCAGACAGUUUCUCCAUCCAUGCCAAGACUCACCAUCAAGCCACCACUCAACUCCCAAAAAAUAGAGAGCCUGUUUACUUCCGGACGCAAUGCAUUUUAUCCACUACAUCCCCACCAUUACCAACAGUAACAAGUACUGUGCUUGAUAUGGAGAAGCUGAAAUUACCGUAUUUAGAAGCUCAUUCAAAUCCUGUUACUGCAAACAGACCUUGGAUGUAUAUAGGGGCAACUGGUCCGCCCACAGAGGCAAACUUUGCAGCUACUUUGGCGACAGAAACUCUUCUUACAAGUGAUGAGGCUAUUAUAGCUGCUGCUGCCGCCGAAGCAGUUGCCCUAGCAAAAGCAGCAGUGAAGGUUGCGAAGGAUGCGGCCGUGAUGGUCAGCCGUAACAACUCUACAAAAUCAGAUAGCAAACCUACAACUAUCCUAUCUGAAGCUGACUCUUUCCAGUUUGGAAGGGCUGAGCUUGCAGAAAUAGCACGAGUUGGUUUAGUUGAAGAAUCCAAGGAAGCGGAAACAGAGUUUGGGGAAAACUAUUCAUUGCAGUACCCAAUUAAAGAAGCUGAUGAUUUGGAGCCAACGCAUGAAGAGCUUGAACUUCUCCAGGCACAACUCUCCAAAAGUAUUGCUGUGAGAUCAAAUCGUCAAACAGAACGAAAAGCCAAAAGAGCAAAAGCAGCAGAGAAGUCUGCAGCUAGUAUUGUGUCCGUGAAGCCUGGUUCUACAAGCCGGAGAAAGCGUGUUUCUGUACAAGACAUAGACUACUCUGAUCCGUUGCGUUACUUGAGAGGAACUACUAGUUCUUCGAAGCUUCUCACUGCUACUGAAGAACAUCAGUUGUCUGAAGGAAUACAGGGCCUAUUGAAAUUGGAAAAACUCCAAGAUGAGCUUGUUGAACGUUGCGGCGGUCAGCCCACUAUUGCACAAUGGGCUGCGGCAGCUGGUAUUGAUCAGAGAACCCUAAGGACACGUUUAAGCUAUGGUAUGCGUUGCAAAGAUAGAAUGAUAAAAAGCAACAUACGGCUUGUAAUUUCAAUUGCAAAAAAUUAUCAAGGAGUUGGGAUGAAUCUCCAAGAUCUCGUUCAGGAAGGAUGCCGAGGCCUUGUAAGAGGUGCAGAAAAGUUUGAUGCUUCGAAAGGGUUCAAGUUCUCAACCUAUGCUCACUGGUGGAUUAAACAGGCAGUUCGGAAGUCGCUUUCUGAUCAAUCCAGGACAAUUCGCUUACCAUUUCACAUGGUUGAGGCAACUUAUAGAGUGAAGGAGGCAAGAAAGCAAUUGUAUAGUGAAAAUGGAAGGCACCCUGAUAAUGAAGAAGUUGCUGAGGCGACAGGGCUCUCAAUGAAGAGGCUCACUGCUGUACUACUAACCCCUAAAGCUCCAAGAUCACUUGACCAAAAGAUCGGGAUUAACCAGAAUCUCAAACCUUCGGAAAUCAUUGCAGAUCCUGAAGCAGAAACAUCGGAAGAUUUGUUGAUCAAGCAAUUUAUGAAGCAGGACCUGCACAAGGUGCUGGAUACUCUCAAUCCUAGGGAACGACAGGUAAUCAGAUGGCGGUUUGGGAUGGAGGAUGGAAGAAUGAAGACAUUGCAAGAGAUUGGAGAGUUAAUGGGUGUGAGCAGGGAGAGAAUCAGGCAAAUCGAGUCGUGUGCAUUCCGAAAGUUGAAGAACAAGAGGAGAACCAAACAUUUGCAGCAGUACUUGAUGUCAUGAGCCUCGUCAGAUUGAAAAAUCAGAAUUUAGUUUUGCUCUAGAGCCAACAAACUUGCUCAAGGCUCGAAAGGAUGUGUUUUUAGUCCUUCCACCGUUAUUUAUUUAAUUUAUUUCAAGUAAUUGAAAUGUAUCAUUUUCAUGUAUUAGAAAAAUUUUGUGCAUAGAACCAACAAAAAUUUUGAGUUAAAAAGAUACUUACUUUUCCCUUUA
Cornus florida is the source of this 2169-nucleotide messenger RNA. Its product is annotated as RNA polymerase sigma factor sigB. Gene Ontology annotation, molecular function: DNA-binding transcription factor activity. The transcript is spliced from 7 exons. The record is from RefSeq and is a predicted model, not a curated record. The coding region runs from base 217 to 1959 and encodes 580 amino acids. Gene Ontology annotation, biological process: regulation of DNA-templated transcription; DNA-templated transcription initiation. Lineage: Eukaryota; Viridiplantae; Streptophyta; Magnoliopsida; Cornales; Cornaceae.